UUUUUUUCAGUGGAACCCAUGCUUUAGAUGUAGCGAUCCAUUAAGGUUCAAACCCUAGUAUUUAGAGUCUUGGAAGUGAUCACAAGAGGGAGCUGUUGAAUAAUCACAGUGCGUUUCAGGAAAAAAGUGACCAUCCCCAGUAAGGGCCAAUUAGAGGGGACAGAGUAUUUCUGGUUACUUAUUCGUAAUUUAAAGUAAACCACUUGCCUGUCAAGCAAUGUUUACGUCAGUCACUGUCUUAUAGCUGGUACAAUGUAGGAGGGACCAGGUUUCGGGAAAUGAUACGCUGCACUAUAUAACCUCCUUCACUGCCCUGUGUAUCCAUUAAACGCCCGUCGAUCUGAAAGGAAGAUCCUGUUGCAGCUGAUAGAGAGCGUCUGCGCAGUAGCAGUGGGCAGUCAGCAGCAGCAGUGGUGACUGUUCGCGCGGGGGAGCUCUGUGCGGAGGAUCAUGCUCUCGGACCGCGACAAGAAGCCACCAUGGUAGGGAAAAGACUCCGGAUAGAUGUGAACAACGCGACAGACAUCCACGAAAACCUGCCAUCGAUGUGAAACUGGUGAAUAGGAGCUUAGCGCAUUGACGGCACCCAACGGAACCAGUAGAAGUGUCGAACCAUUUCAUUGCUUUUUCUCGCCCACCAGAGCACUUGCUCGAGGAAUCCUACGCUGACACGCUAUCCACUUCUCUACCACAUCGGCUGCACACAAAAUUGGAAUAGGCUACAUGAUGAAGUUUAAGCCCAACCAGACUAGGACGUACGAUGGCGAGGGCUUUAAAAAGCGAGCAGCCUGCUUGUGUUUUAAAAACGAACGGGAGGAUGAGGUGCUACUUGUGAGUAGUAGUCGACACCCAGACCAGUGGAUUGUUCCGGGUGGAGGAAUGGAACCUGAGGAGGAGCCCUGUGGAGCUGCUGUACGUGAGGUGUACGAAGAGGCAGGAGUGAGAGGCACCCUGGGAAGACUUCUGGGGGUGUUUGAGCAGAACCAGGACAGCAAACACAGGACAUAUGUUUAUGUCCUCACUGUGACCGAGACACUAGAAGACUGGGAAGACUCCGUCAAUAUUGGCCGCAAGAGGAAGUGGUUCAAGAUUGAUGAGGCGAUUCGCGUGCUGCAGUGCCACAAGCCUGUCCACGCAGAGUACCUCCGCCAUCUCACCGCUAACUGCAGCCCCUCCAACGGCAACACCCAGGAGACCGUCACUCCUGAUGACAACGCUCCCCACCAUGUUGCUCCCUCACAGGACUGCAGCCAGACCCACGUCCACAGAUAGGACCGCCACAAAGGGUGGGAGGGUUGCCAAAACAAACAAUACUACAGGAACACUCUGCUGCAGACUGAACAAAGAGACUUUUCACUUUUUACCUGCAUGAUGGGCUUCUUCGUUUACUAUUUUAAGCUUUAUUUUUUUUUAAACUUCAAGAAACCAAAGGAAAUACUAACUAAUAGAGUUUAAGAAUGCCUUCAGUGGGCCUCUGGGUAGCCUUGUCUGUGACUUAGGGGUCUAUAUUGUUGUACUUACAGAUUUUUUACAAUCAUCUCCAGCCAAACAAAGUCAAGAUGUUGAGGAUAUGGUCUAUGUGUGAUACUCAGACCGGGCUUCAUUGCUUUGGUACCUUUUAAAUGAAAUGGAAUUGCUGCAGUAUGGACAUAAUACAAGCUGUAUUUAUAUUCUUUUGGGCACUGGUGAAUUUCUACAGUGACUUUCUGUCUUGGUUUCAUGACCAGAUACAGUAGACCAGUGUGCCACCGUAGGGCUUUAGUGGAUUGUAUUACAAUGGAAUAGAAUGGAAGUUUGGGGGAAAUGGCAAAGUUUGAUGGUUAAAAUUGUAUAGCUGUUUGGAAUGCCUACUGUUUGUCAGUGAAUACUGUUGGAGUGUGAGUAAAGUGUUAGAUUUUGCCAUAUAAGUUACAUUUGAUCUGACAGUCUGUAAUGCACGUGAAAAAAUAAAAUGCUAGUAGUUUUUUUUUACAUUUUACCUCAUAAAGUAUUUUAAAGCUGCUGUAGGCCGAAGCAAUGUUGGCAUUUUUUGCAAACCUUUACCAGACUUGGCCAAUGUAUAGGUCUGCUCCCUUCAAUGUGCAAUGCAUACAAAAUAACUGGCAGGCUUUGUAUUGAUGUCACAAUGUUACACCAGCUCCUAUACUCCUUAAUCAGCUACACUAGCAAAGAACUAUGGUGACUUAUCUUGAAUUAGACCACAUAAGGACAAGCCAAUAAAAAUAUACAUUUCCACCAUGACAGGAAAUACUGUGUCUAAAAGGCUGCUGUUAAAGGGCCUUGAAAUUCACAAGCAACAUCAUGUCAUAUCAGGUAAAAGCCUCAACGAGUCUUUAAGGGAGGUCUGCAUACCCUCCACCAGACUUUGUACCCUCAGGACUUCAUACCUCAGUUCAAUGUAUGCCCGAUACACAAAAUAAUUAGGAGACAGGGAUGUCUUACUGGUCUGUACAGUCACACAAUGUCAACAUUUCAGUUGGUGGCUCUAAAGCCAACAGCUGUCCCAAACCUCUGCAUUUUCUACUUAAAUCCGCUUGUUUUAAGUAUUGCAAAAUGUUGCCAUUACAGCUUUAACUCAAUGUAGAAAAUAUGAGACAUAUUAUAGUCCCACAAUAUGGUCUUAAGUUGAUUAAUUCACUCUCACCAGGUGCUGGGUUAGGUUUAUCUACUUCUUUUCUCUGGGAUAUGGUCAUUGGGAGAAUGAUGGAACAGUAGUGUUCAUUACAGCUGGGUAAAAGCAAGGUUUUUUUUUUCUUGAGAAAGAAAAACAAUAUGAAGAAAUGUGCUAAAUAAUUCACGAUGACACAAAACAGUGGAACAUGAAACCAUCUAUUGUCAUUUUAGUCUUAGAAUACCAUGACUUUACCAUAUUUGUGGUAGCAUGCACAAAAUCCACGCAUUCAUUCAAUUUCGACAACUUUGUCGCUCUUAGCUUUUAAGUGCAAUGUUAAAUUGCAUAAUAUUAAAAUAUCUGUACUAAACCGUUGGCUGCCAUCCUGUUAGUCUCCAUGGGCAUGAACUAGCCUAAUGCUUUAUACCAGAAAUAAUUGGUUUCUUUCACUAACAUUGCCAGUGACUGUAUAAUGCAAAAUAAUUUUUAAUGUACAAUAAAGAUGUAUUUGUAUUAUUUCAUUACA
Clupea harengus (Atlantic herring) is the source of this 3137-nucleotide messenger RNA. RefSeq names its product nudix (nucleoside diphosphate linked moiety X)-type motif 4a (gene nudt4a). Gene Ontology annotation, biological process: diadenosine hexaphosphate catabolic process; adenosine 5'-(hexahydrogen pentaphosphate) catabolic process; diadenosine pentaphosphate catabolic process. The record is from RefSeq and is a predicted model, not a curated record. Gene Ontology annotation, cellular component: nucleus; cytoplasm. NCBI's taxonomy places the organism in Eukaryota, Metazoa, Chordata, Actinopteri, Clupeiformes, Clupeidae. Gene Ontology annotation, molecular function: bis(5'-adenosyl)-pentaphosphatase activity; diphosphoinositol-polyphosphate diphosphatase activity; bis(5'-adenosyl)-hexaphosphatase activity.